Molecule: messenger RNA, 2503 nt
Organism: Lucilia sericata (common green bottle fly)
Lineage: Eukaryota; Metazoa; Arthropoda; Insecta; Diptera; Calliphoridae
Product: transducin beta-like protein 3
Exons: 2
Coding region: 101-2473 (790 amino acids)
Biological process (GO): endonucleolytic cleavage in 5'-ETS of tricistronic rRNA transcript (SSU-rRNA, 5.8S rRNA, LSU-rRNA); endonucleolytic cleavage to generate mature 5'-end of SSU-rRNA from (SSU-rRNA, 5.8S rRNA, LSU-rRNA)
Cellular component (GO): 90S preribosome; nucleolus; small-subunit processome
Molecular function (GO): U3 snoRNA binding; protein binding
Source: RefSeq, a predicted model, not a curated record
UUCUUUUAUUUACAUUUUUUCUGAAAGAAUUUUGUAGUUUUUUUACACGCGGAUUAAAAAUACGAUUUUUUAAACAGUUUUAUUAAAAAAUAAAAGAAAAAUGUCGCUAAAUAUUAGUGAAAAAAGUUAUGCGGUGGAAACGCGUUAUGCUAAUUUCUAUGCUGGUGGUGAUGUAGCCUGGAGUAAAGAUGGCAAAUGGAUUUACUGUUUGAAUGGCAGUGAGGUAACAAAAGUAGAAGUUGAAACGGGCUUAGUGGCACGUUCUUAUGGUUUAAAUUACAAUGAACAAGGAGAAAAAAUUGAUAAUGAAGUGGAAGAAGAAGCCGAUGAUCAAAUCUAUUGUUUUGAUUUGUCUUCAACACAAGAAUAUAUGGUUACAGUGCACCGCAGCAGUUUGGUAAGAUUAUGGCAUUUAUCUUCGGGCAAAAUUGAAAAGUUGUGGAAAAGUCAACAUCGUGGACCGGUGGUAAAAGUGUGUUUCAAUGCCGAUGGACGUUUGGUGUGUACUAGUGGUGCUGAUUCGACGUUGCGUAUAUGGGAUUAUGAAAAUAGCAGAUGUUUGGCGGUAUUAAAAGAGUUUACUGGUCCCUCUGUGCUGCUGCAGUUUCAUCCAAAUCCUUCUAAACAGGAAAUAUAUGCUGCUGGCUCGGAUAAUUGUCUAUAUAAAUGGAAUUAUGAAACAAAAACAUUGGAAGCCAAAAUGAAGGGACAUUUAUCACAAGUAACCGGUUUUGCUUUUAGCGAUCAAUCUGCAGAGUGUGAAUUUAUGGCUAGUGCCAGUCGUGAUAAGGUUUUAAUAGUUUGGCGUUUACAGGAUGGCAAACAAAUGAAAGUAAUACCCAUGUAUGAAGAGCUAGUGGGUGUGGUAUACAAAGAUGCAGAAACUAUUAUAGUGGCCGGUGUAAAAGGCAAUUUAAAACAAAUUGCCAGCAAAACAAGUAAAAUAUCUACGCUCAUAGAGUGCCAAGAGGAGGAAUAUGAAAUUAACCAUUUAAUGUUUAAUAUAACUAACAAACAAUUGGCCUUUGUGACCGCUGAUCAUAAUAUCUUAAUUUUUGAUAUUGUGUCUAAGGAAAAGGUUAAAUGUUUUAAACAAUUAAUAGGUUUUAAUGAUGAAAUACUUGAUGUUUGUUUCCUGGGAGAAGCUGAAGAGUUUCUGGCCAUGGCUACCAAUAGUAAGCAUAUAAAGUUGUAUGAUAUUGAGCAGCACAUGAAUUGUAAUAUUGUUAUGGGUCACAAGGAUACUGUUAUGUCUCUGAGCACUCCGGGUUCUAGUAAAUUACUUUUGUCGGCCGGUAAAGAUUUCACCAUAAUACUCUGGCAGUUGGAUAAGGAAAAUGCCAAUUUAGUCUGUUUGGCUAAGCAUAUAAAUAGUCAUACUGCCACCAUAGGUUGCAUAAGUUUUGCCUACCACUGUGACAAUGCCUUUGCCUCUGUGUGCCAGAGUGGCAGUUUAAAGGUGUGGUCUUUGAAAGGCCAAACAAAAGGCAAAACAGGCGAAUAUGAAUUUUCCGUUAAAUAUGCAGCUGCUGCUCAUGACAAAGAGGUCAAUUGCGUGGCGUUUUCUCCUAAUAAUAAGAUAAUUGCCACCGCCUCCCAAGACAAAACUGCCAAACUAUGGUCUGCUGAUACUCACAGCAUUUUGGGCUCUUUAAAAGGUCAUACACGUGGUGUUUGGUGUGUACGUUUCUCACCCACAGAUCAAGUUGUUUUAACCACUUCCUCUGACUGCAGUUUGCGUUUGUGGUCUUUAUCUAAUCUGGCUUGUCUCAAACGUUUGGAACAAUCUGCCACCGUCUUGAAAGCAGAAUUUAUUGAUCAUGGCAAAUAUAUACUUUCGUCUGGAUCGGAUGGUCUCCUCAAAUUAUGGAACAUCAAGACAAAUGCUUGUAUACAAACCCUUGAUGAGCAUGAUGAUCGUGUUUGGUCUUUAGCCGUUUCCUCCAAAACUCAAAAAUAUUUCUUUAGUGCUGCUGCCGACUCCAAACUUAUAAAAUGGAAGGAUAUAACAGAGGAAUGUAAAAAUACCGAAAUCGAUAAGCGUCAAGAAAUGCUACAACAAGAACAAGCCCUACAAUUAAUGCUGCAUCAAAAUAAACAAUUGAAAAAGGCCUUUAUGUUAGCCCUUAAAUUAGGCAAACCUAAAGUAUCCUAUAGUAUACUAAAUCAGUACAUAAGACAACGUGAUUUUCAAACAAUAGAAGAAAUGAUAUCUAAACUAAAUAAUGAUCAGAAGUUAACACUUUUGGAUCAUGUCAAGGUAUGGAGUUGUAAUUCUCGUCAUUCUCAAGUUUCCAGUGUAGUGCUGCAGCAAUUAUUGGCGGAAAUGUUGGUGGAACCAAAAAUGCAACGGACCCUAAAUGCCAAAAAUCUAGUGGAAGUUGUUACACCCUAUGUACAGCGUCAUUUUAAACGUAUUACAGAAUUAAGUAAAGAAUUGCAAUUUUUGGAUUUUAUUGUUGAGAGUAUAUAAUGAAGAAAUAUAUUUGAAUAUUUUUAUAAC